CAAGCGGAUGAGAGGGAAAGGAGCGAAGAUGGCGAGGGAGAUUGAGAAGCAGCCCAUGCCCAAGGCGAUAAUUGUAGGGGGCAGCAUAGCUGGGGUGUCCUGCGCACACGCCCUCACGUUAGCAGGCUGGAACGUGGUGGUGCUCGAGAAAACGUGCGCACCCCCCACCGGAAGCCCCACCGGCGCCGGACUCGGACUCGACCCUCUGGCUCAGAGACUCAUCGAGUCAUGGGUGGGUGACCCAGAUUCUCUCCGCAAAGCCACCGUACCCCUCACCAUUGAUCAAAACCAAGCAAUCGAUGGUAAGAAGAUCAGGGGCACGCUUACAAGAGACGAGAACUUGAAUUUCAGAGCAGCGCAUUGGGCUGAUCUCCAUGGCCUUUUGUAUAAUGCAUUAGCUGAGGACGUUUUCCUAUGGGGUCACCUCUUCCUCUCUUUCAGCAUUUCUGAUGAUAAAUCUUGUGUGAAAGUAAAGAGCAAAGUUCUUGAAACAGGGGAAAUCAUAGAAACAGUUGGGGAUUUGCUCGUUGCUGCCGACGGGUGUCUCUCUGCAAUUCGGGAGCAUUUUCUUCCUGACCUUCAGUUGAGGUACUCAGGUUAUUGUGCGUGGCGAGGAGUUCUUGAUUUUUCAGAGAAUGAGAACUCAGAAACCAUACAAGGGAUGCGGAGGGCGUAUCCGGAUCUGGGAAAAUGUUUAUACUUCGAUCUUGGAUCAGGAACUCACAGCGUGAUUUAUGAGCUUCUAAACAAAAGGAUCAAUUGGUUAUGGUAUGUCAACCAACCCCAGCCAGAAAUGAAGGGGAAGUCAGUGACCAUGAAAGUCAGCAGCGACAUGAUCGAGAAGAUGCACCAAGAAGCAGAGAUGGCUUGGGCGCCUGAAUUGGUGAGAGUCAUGAAGGAAACGAAGGAGCCUUUCCUAAAUGCCAUAUAUGAUUGUGAUCCUUUAGAACAAAUCUUUUGGGACAAUGUGGUAUUGAUUGGAGAUGCAGCUCACCCCACGACACCUCACGGCCUGAGAAGCACAAAUAUGUCAGUAUUGGAUGCAGCAGUUUUAGGUAAAUGCCUUGAGAAGUGGGGGGUGGAAAAUUUGCAUUCAGCUCUUGAAGAAUUUCAGUCUACUCGGCUACCAGUCACUUCAAAGCAAGUCCUCCAUGCACGGAGAUUGGGUCGUUUAAAACAAGGUCUGAUUAUUCCUGAUCGCGAGCCUUUUGAUCCAAAAACAGUGAGUCCGGAGGACUGCGAAGAGCUUCAGCAGAAGAACAUGCCAUUCUUUGCUGAUAUUCCUUUGCUACUUGAUUCAAGGAAUCAUACCCAGCACGACCAUGAGGAAACUGGAGCUUAGUCUUGGCAAGCUCGGUUUUAUAGUUGAUUCUUGAGUAGUUCCUUCUGUCAUCCUUCUAGGAAUACUUCUUAUCAUUUCUUGCCAGGAGCUACUGAUAUGUUAUUAUGUAAUAAAGCAAGAGAAUAAAGUAAUUCAAUUAUUUCAGAUUUUUUUUUUAUGCA
Vitis riparia (riverbank grape) is the source of this 1503-nucleotide messenger RNA. RefSeq names its product aurachin C monooxygenase/isomerase. The transcript has 4 exons. The record is from RefSeq and is a predicted model, not a curated record. Gene Ontology annotation, molecular function: FAD binding. NCBI's taxonomy places the organism in Eukaryota, Viridiplantae, Streptophyta, Magnoliopsida, Vitales, Vitaceae. Bases 8 to 1342 code for a protein of 444 amino acids.